This is a messenger RNA of Suillus discolor, 1796 nucleotides long. RefSeq lists its product as uncharacterized. Gene Ontology annotation, biological process: anatomical structure morphogenesis; cell differentiation; regulation of DNA-templated transcription. The coding region runs from base 236 to 1420 and encodes 394 amino acids. Lineage: Eukaryota; Fungi; Basidiomycota; Agaricomycetes; Boletales; Suillaceae. Gene Ontology annotation, molecular function: DNA-binding transcription factor activity, RNA polymerase II-specific; RNA polymerase II cis-regulatory region sequence-specific DNA binding. The record is from RefSeq and is a predicted model, not a curated record. The transcript has 5 exons.
GUUCUCGGGUCUCGAUUGUUUCAAUUUCCUUGCUCGGCUCACUGACCAGGUUUCAAUUUUGAUCAUCCUGUCGUUGAAAACAAACCCCCUUCAUGUGUCUGAGUUCAAAUUCACUUAACCUUGGGGCAACAGCAAGCAGUUGAUCUAAGAUCAACGGCAAGGUUUGUUGAUUCAAUCAUAUAACAUAACCUUGCCCUGUCCCGUCCGCUUCCCGGAAAUCCCUUCAAGGUCUUCAAUGCUCUUCACCCCCCAACCUGUCCUCCGCGGAUGGUCUCCUCCUUCCGUGGAGGAUGACCAUGAUGUUCAUCUUCCAGACCAUACAUUUCCCCAACCAACGCCUUUUAUACCGUCCACUUCUUGCAUCACUCACCAACCAAUGGCUCCUUCAUCUGAUCGACGUGCACAGCGUAACAGAAGCAGGGACCCUAGUUGGAUUCCUCGACCUAGAAACGCCUUCAUUAUCUUUCGCUGUGAGUACUCACGCAAGCACAGCCAGGCUGCCCAAGAAGGCGACGACGAAUCAGAAGCACCCAAUCCUACUGCCAAGACCCUCUCCAAGCGAGCCGCUGAGGCGUGGAAGGAGUUAUCUGCUUCUGAAAAGGACAUUUAUAAGGUCCUUGCAGAUAGGGAGAGAGAGGAGCAUGCACGUCUUUACCCCCACUAUCGCUUUCGUCCAAUGCGGCGCCAAAUCUCUGGACUGAAGAAACGUCAAUACGAUAUGGGCAUGAAUAACAACAGUUUCCUGCUGGAUUCAGACGAACAAAUGCCUCAUUAUAUCGCAGAUGUGGAUGAAGACUCGCAAGAGGAUGUUGUACAUCAACAGGUCAUGGAGAAGGAAGGGAGCGAGUGUGUUGAGGCAUACGGAGACUUCGCACCGAAAGACGCCCUCGGGAACUGUGCCGCAGCUCACCGACGAUCGUCGUCUGUCCCGCUACCCGACGCGUUUCUCACUCCCAUCCUCCCAUCAUACGCUCCAAAGGACGACUCAUGCAGGGCUCGCUCGACUGAAGGAAGAGAGUGGCCGCUGCGUCCUCUUGAUUAUGUGUCACAGGCGGCACAUGUUCGGUUUGGGAAGGAAUUUGAGGCGCAACCUCAGCAAUGGCAUCCUGCCUCAAACGAUCCAUCUUCCUUUAUAUCCUUCACUUUCGGUGCAUCGACUGGGGAGCAUGAUAGCUCGAUAGGCAACCCGUCCGAGUCGCACAUGUCAUUUGAGCUUGACUACCAAUCCCCAGAGAGCCAAAAUGGACUCACCUACACUCCUUCGUCCUUUACAACUAUCACCUCCUCCCUUUCUGGCUGGAAUAGCGAUCCCCUUUCUCCCUGUAUGCCGGGGCAAGAAAUGUUGCACAAUUUUGACUUUUUCACCCAUCCCCUUCCCCUCUCCGAAUACCCUGAUCAUGUACCCGGUAUUCCCCAGUAAAACCUCAGCCACGCGGAUGAUUUCCGUCACCACUAUCUUCACCCUGUAGCCCUAUUCCCACUUGUUUCAUAGCCCCGCAGUGUUUCGCGUCAUUUCUUCUUUACGGUUGCUUGAUCCUAAUACUCAGCCCCUUGCUCCGCGUUCUAGUAUCAUUAAUAUCACCUUUCCACCAUGCAUAUCCACAUUUCUCUCGGUUCGCAUUAAUUCAUGUGCAUAGUAUACUUAGGGACGGAUUACUUACUAGUUUGAACUUUGCAUGCCAUCACUUUCAAGUCGCGGCAAACGGCGCUCCCCACAAAUUGCAAGCCAACUUCCAUGACUCUCAGCAGCAUAUUUCUUGGAUUGUUCGAAAACUCCAAAUGGUCAUUCCUGGCUG